UUCUCUUCAACCUCUCAUCAACACAUGCACUUCAUUUUCAUCAUUCCUCUCUCUCUCAUCUAAUUUUGCUUCAUUUUAGUUUUCUCUCAUUGCAUUCGCAAUAUUGUUCCCUUUUUUUCAAUUCUGUUCGUUAAUUAUAACAACGAUCUCUUGAUGAUCAAUCUCUUGUACAUGUAAAACUGUAAUAUAUAUCGUGGUUUUGGAAAAAGAUGAUGUAUGAACAGCAACGGUUUCAGAUUCAGCAGCCGCCGGUGAAGAAGAAAUCCACUGAGAGGAGCUGCAGAUCGGGCAUAGAAGAGGAGAAGCUAGAAAUUGUGGAUUUGAGUGGCAUGUCCUUGGAAUCUCUUCCCAAUCCUUCUCUUAAUUUAGCCAUCAUUUGCAAAUUGGACCUCUCCAAUAACAAUCUCCAGAAUAUUCCAGAGUCGUUAACGGCGAGACUGCUGAACAUGGUGGUGUUGGACGUGCACUCUAACCAGCUCAGGUCCCUCCCAAACUCUGUUGGGUGCCUCUCAAAGCUCAAGGUUCUCAACGUCUCUGGCAACCUCAUCGAGUACCUUCCCAAAUCAAUUGAGAAUUGCAGAGCAUUAGAAGAAUUGAAUGCAAACUUCAACAAGCUGAGCCAGCUACCAGACACAAUGGGGUUUGAACUCCUAAACCUAAAGAAGCUCUCAGUAAACUCCAACAAGCUCGUCUUCCUCCCACGCUCCACCUCACACCUCACCUCACUCAAAAUCCUCGACGCACGUUUGAACUGCCUUAGAUCCCUCCCAGAUGAUCUCGAGAAUCUCAUCAACCUCGAAACCCUCAAUGUCAGCCAAAACUUCCAGUACUUGGACACCCUCCCUUACUCCAUAGGCCUCCUCUUGUCCCUCGUGGAACUCGACGUCAGUUACAACAGAGUCAAGUCCUUACCUGACUCCAUCGGCUGCCUCAAGAAGCUGCAGAAGCUCAGCGUUGAAGGGAACCCGCUCGUUUCGCCGCCGCCGGAGGUGGUGGAGCAAGGGCUGCACGCGGUGAAGGAGUACUUGUGUAAUAAGAUGAACUCGGCACAUCAAAGCCCAACGAAGAAGAAGUCGUGGGUGGGGAAGUUGGUGAAGUAUGGGACUUUUAAUGGACACGCGCGGAGUGGUCCGCGUGAGGAGCGUGAGGCUUUUAUUGUGGAUCAUGAGUACAGGUCCAUUGAUGGACUCGCUUCGCCGCGAUACAUGGGAAUGUUUUCUCCUCGUCGGUUGUUCUCGCCUCGUAGUUACUUUAGCAAUUGAGGAAGGAGGGUGGUGCGAAUAGUUAUACAUGCAUGGUGUGCUUGCUUGCUUGCUUCAGUGAUGAAGUGUUUUUUGUUUGGUCAUAUCUGCUUUGUUUUUGUUCUUUUUUGGUGAGCUGAAGUAGCUAGAUUAAUGAAUGCAUCGUGGAAAUGGUGGUAGGCUUCUUUAGAAGCAGAUCAGGGCCGGCCCAACUGCAAUUGAGGCCUAAAGCAAACUUUAAAGUGAUGCCUAAGUGAUGCAUUUUUGUUUAAAAAAUUUCUUUAUUAAUUUUUAUUUAAAUUUUAUUUUUCGAGCUUUUUGAGAUGUAAAAUCAUUUAUUAAAUUAUCCUAAUCAAUUUGUAUUGCA
Messenger RNA from Lotus japonicus, 1608 nucleotides. RefSeq names its product plant intracellular Ras-group-related LRR protein 6-like. Gene Ontology annotation, molecular function: protein binding. NCBI's taxonomy places the organism in Eukaryota, Viridiplantae, Streptophyta, Magnoliopsida, Fabales, Fabaceae. The record is from RefSeq and is a predicted model, not a curated record. The coding region runs from base 210 to 1262 and encodes 350 amino acids. The transcript has 3 exons.